AUGUUUGCUGAAAGAGGACGCGAAGAAGAAGAUUACGAUUAUUUAAUUAAACUGCUAGCAUUAGGUGAUAGUAAUGUCGGAAAAACAAGCCUUCUGUAUCAAUACACCGAUGGCGUUUUCAACGUCGACAUGAACGCGACAGUAGGUGUGGAUUUUAGACAAAAACGCGUUAUACGUGAAAAUAAACAGGAUGCCAAUGGACUUUUGGGCCAGAAACAACGACUUUAUUUGCAGCUUUGGGAUACUGCUGGUCAGGAAAGGUUCGUUUUCAUUUUUGAUUGA
This is a messenger RNA of Hydatigera taeniaeformis, 282 nucleotides long. The record is from the annotation of a GenBank genome assembly. NCBI's taxonomy places the organism in Eukaryota, Metazoa, Platyhelminthes, Cestoda, Cyclophyllidea, Taeniidae.